AUGGAGCAUUGCAAAGCAAUCACCCUUAGAAACAGGACUCAGUUGAGUGAUGUUGUUCACGAUGCCGCAAUAAGAGAGGAUAAUACAAGUAACAAUCAAGUAAAUAUCCCAGAACCAUAUGAAAAACAGACAACACUUGAGAAGGGUAAGCAACAAAAUGUUGUGGUAGUACCAGAUCAUGAUGUUCAAUUUAAAAGGUUUUUAGAGGUUUUAAAGCAACUCCAUAUUAACAUACCGCUAGUCAAAGCUUUGGAGCAAAUGCCCAGCUAUGUGAAAUUUAUGAAAGACAUACUGUCCAAGAAGCGCAGAUUAGGAGAAUUUGAUACUGCUGCUCUUAUUAAAGGGUGUACAACAAUGUUGAUGUAUAAGCUACCUCCAAAGUUGAAAGACCCAAGGAGUUUCACUAUCCCAUGUUCCAUUGGAAUGCAUUAUGUUGAUUUUCUUAUUUUAGAAUGUGAAGCUGACCAUGAUGUACCAAUUAUUCUUGGAAGAUUGUUUCUUGCUACUAGCAGGACCCUAAUUGAUGUACAAAAAAGUGAGCUAACCAUGAGAGUGAAUGAUCAACAAGUUACUUUUAACGUGUUUAAUGCAUUAAAAUGCCUGGAUGAGAAUGAGGAAUGUCACACCAUUGGCUUAAUAGAAGGAUUAGUGGACAAAUUCGCAAAAUUUUGCUACAGCAAUUUUGACAAUGAAGAUGAUUUGACGGAACAAGGUGACAAAGUUUUCGAGGAACUCAAGAAGAGACUUGUAGCAGCGUUGAUUGUGGUUGCUCCAAAAUAA
Gossypium arboreum is the source of this 780-nucleotide messenger RNA. RefSeq lists its product as uncharacterized. Bases 1 to 780 code for a protein of 259 amino acids. Lineage: Eukaryota; Viridiplantae; Streptophyta; Magnoliopsida; Malvales; Malvaceae. The transcript has 4 exons. The record is from RefSeq and is a predicted model, not a curated record.